AUGAGCCCGAAGGAGAUUAUAGAGGAUCUCUUUAAGGCUACUGAAGCGUCACUGAGUGCCAAUUUGUCGGAGUUGCACUGCCAAAAUAUUGCCAUAAGGUUAGUAACGGAUUUUGAAGCCGAAGACAUCAUUCCACCUAUCCGACUGGCAACAUUAGAAAUAUCGAUUUAUGACCUCGAAGAUUCGUCUGGUAACCUCAUCGGCAGUGUUUCCUAUGCUGAUACACUGCUAAUUUCUGAGAUCUUCUUCAACGAUGCCUUUUGCAGUUUCUCCGCUGGCAUCAUCACAGUUUCCGGUCACAGAUUGGGUCGUUACCGAUUUUCAGUUGAAAAUGUAAACUGUUUUUCCACGGACUCAAAGGAAUUUUGGGGUCUGUGGCAAUUCGAUGUAAAGGAAAUACCUACGAAAAGCACUAUUCACCCAUCGCCAGCACCAUUCAUUUAUACGGCCGCAGAUUCAACGGGAUUGAUGAAGAAUCUUUUCCACAUGGACAUGUCACCUAGCAGCUCACAAUGCAUAUUUGCGGUGCUUCGCAUCGGAGCUGCAACACACAGCGCACUUGAGCGUCUACAGGCAUUCAAAAUAGAUUUGGAUGUGAAUGAAAGAACAGAAGUAGCCCUCAUAGUUAAAUCGGGCCUUGAAGAUUUGAUUAAAUUGGCUCUCUGCGGUGGAAAGGACCAGGCCCUGCCAUCGUCAAUGGACCAGUCUCUCAUACACUUCAGUUGUGAUAGCUUAUCAAUGAAUAGGAUGAUGAAGGCAUCAACUCUAACUCUACGCCAUUUGGAAGCUAGUGCCUGCCUCUCAGCUGCCGUGGAUUUUCAAAAGGGUUUGACUGUAGGGAGAUUACUGGCUCGCUGUGGAAUCCCGCUUCCUAGUACAAGUGUAGAACAAGAACUCCUGCUUAAGCAAAUUCUUGGUAUCGAGAGGGAGCCUGCAAAAUUAGAGGAGGAAUCGAAUACUACCAAAAAUCCGGAACAACUGCGGUUGGAGACUUUUGGACUUGGAGCGAAGAAUAAAUCCAAUAGCCUAAUGGUAACAAUCCUUACUGGAAUUCAUGGGAGUUACAUGACCGAGAUUGGCAGCUGCAUAGCCAAAGUGGGGAAGGCGAACACAGUCUGGAUGAUUCUUCAUCCAAAGCAGCUGGCCGAAGUUCCUCCUCUACUUACCUCUAGCUUGAAAGAAAAAGCAGAACGAGAAACUAGCGGAGAAAAUCGAUCGUUCCGCUGUCUCAUCGUUGCCCCAUUGUGGAUUUCUGUUCCAGAAAUACUAACAGAAGUGGAAUCUUUUUUCAUGCCCGAUAAGGGCAACCCCGAGGAAGCACAAAUCCGUAUUGUUUCUACCAUCACGUGUGUUGAUCCGAGAAUGUGCUUAAUGGGACCUGAGGGCUUAAUAAUGCCUGGCCUGUGCCCGUUCUUCAACCUCGGCUGGACAAACAUUCUUGUCCUCACGACUCCAGAGAAGACCGAAAAGAAAGACGAUAUGCAAAAGGCUACACAUCUGAUUCAAGCGAUUCGGCAAUUAAACCCUCGCGCGGUCGUACUGUCGGCUCCAUUCGGUAAAAUCCGAGACUAUACUCAACUAAAUCUCCUGCUGAAUGACGACCUAUUCGACGAAAUCGAACUGCAGCGUCAUCGUCUCCUAACCUAUGCAAGCCACUGUUCCUCACUCGGUGAGUACGUUAUCAAGAAAAUUUUCGUGGAGUUUAGACUGCCCUUAGAAAGAGCUAGAUGGACCGCCGCACUUAAAGGUUUAGUGACAAACUUGAGUCCGCUUUCUGAUGAGCCAAUAAUUGUCUACGUUGACGCCCACCUAGCCUUCGACGAUGACGCAAAUUCCAUUCAUCAUUGCUGUUACUGGCCCCAAAUUGACACUUCGAAAGAGUCACGCAGCCCUCAUCACAAUGAAUCUGGUGAUAAAUCGCUUCGAAAAUCCUUCUCCCUUACUGCCCUCUUCUUUACCAGCCAAAAAGCCCCAGGCAUCCGACCCGACUAUAACGGUGACUGUGAGGACAGGCUCACCCAGUGGCUUAAGGCCUGGCUUCGGACCUGUCUUCGACAGGCUGAAAAACUCAAGCCGCUAAUUGAAAAGGAGAAACUCUCUGAGAGCGAAUUGGAUAAAAUUAAUGAUAUGUAUCAACUGCAUCCCCUGCCCGAUGGAUGGUAUUUCACUGGAACUCAAUACGUCCACAUCGUUGGUGAUAGAUCUUUCCGACACCCAUGUUUUGACCGUUUAGUCGAUGAGUAUGUUGCACAAGAAAAUGAAAAGAUUAAACAGUUUAAUGCCUCUCUAAUUAACGCUCCUGUUGUUGAUCUUUUCGACUAA
This is a messenger RNA of Mesocestoides corti, 2322 nucleotides long. The record is from the annotation of a GenBank genome assembly. NCBI's taxonomy places the organism in Eukaryota, Metazoa, Platyhelminthes, Cestoda, Cyclophyllidea, Mesocestoididae.